UAGCGACUUCCUGAGGUGUUGAUUCUUUCCAGGGCUUUCACUGUGUGCUGGGUACCUCGUAAAGCAUCAACGACCAGAUUAGUCUUGGGAGCAGUGCGUGCUGGUAAAGCUAAGCUUUUAACUUGCCGGGCGAUCCGAAGCGGUCUAUUUUCUUGAGACCCUCCUCUACCUGUUGCUUUAACUUCUUGAUAAUGUCGCGAUCUUGUAAGCUUGCAUCAAACCACUUGCCCAGGCAUUCUAUUAAACUCUUCACUAUGGAAGUAAUCUCUUCGUUCUGUACGUAGAGUUUGAACCUCUCUGCCGUCUGUGCUUUCUUUAUGACGAGAGAUCUGGAUUUUGCUGCUUUGAUCUUCAUUCUUCCCCAUUAAGCGACAUCCUUCAGGGCUGUCAACAUCCAUCUAGCUCUGACGUGUGUCGUUGUCGUCAAUGUGAGGUCAUCCAAGAAGCCUCUGCUAGAUGGGAGAUAGAUUCCUGACCUUUGGCCCACGUGUCUCUCGUUGGGCAGCAUUUAUCAGCAGUUUAAUGAAGAAGAGCACUACGGAAACUGUGCAGCCGCAAUUCGUCUCAUUGACUGACGACCCACAAGCCAAUAUGGAGCGGCUGGCGGAGAAUGAGGAGGUGUGUGUGCCAAGAAUUUGGUUCUCCUGCGUCCUCAGUAAAUGCAAGGACAAAGGAGCUGCCUUCACGUUUAAGAAGUUGAAAGAGCCAGAACGGCUUGUUGACAGGAAGGCUGUAGAGAUGGCGACCUCCUACAAAAGUAUGAGGGCCAUCCAAAGUAAGAUUUUACUAAAUUAAGACAAUGAAAAUUAGUUUGUACUGGUAAUACUAUUGUUGAUUAAUUAUUCAUCCCAGAAUAUUCAUUCAUUCAUAUUCAUAGCUUACCGAAUUACACAUUCGUUAACUUAUCGAGUCAGUUUAAUAAUAUGGUAACAGCUGUUACAUUUCACAGAACUUCAAAUGGUUUUAUUCUGAAUAGACAAUGUGUGGACCGAAUUACACUCUAACCGAGUUACCGAGUCGGAUAUGUAUCUGUGUCAUACUUACAUCCCACCUGUCAAUUCGAAAGUUUUAAUUGACCAAGAUUUCGAUUUUUUUUAUGAAAUUGAGAAAGGGCUUGAGAAAAAUGGGCAGCUCGGAAAAACAUGCAUAACGGGUGACCUCAAUUCCCGAACAGGUAAUUUAUCAGAUAUACUAGAGUAUGAUAAGUACCUUGACUGUUUUGAUGAAUUAUAUACAGAAAAUGCAAAUAAACAAUUCCCAGAUAUACGCAACAAUCCGGACAAGGUAAUUGACUGUAACGGUAAAAGGCUAAUUAAUCUAUGCCGGGCUACUAAUCAUACUAUCGUUAAUGGUCGUCUCAACAAAGAGCAGGAAAAUCAAUUUACUUUCGUCUCGAAUGGAGGCUUGAGUAUAACAGAUUAUCUUAUUAUAAAUGCAAACUAUGUUGAUAAUAUUAACGAAUUUCAAAUACUCAAUUGGCAAAGAUUUUCCGAUCACGCAGGUGUUUACUUUUCUUUAAAAUGUUACACCAAAACUAGACAUAUUACGA
Dreissena polymorpha is the source of this 1549-nucleotide messenger RNA. RefSeq lists its product as uncharacterized. Bases 457 to 795 code for a protein of 112 amino acids. NCBI's taxonomy places the organism in Eukaryota, Metazoa, Mollusca, Bivalvia, Myida, Dreissenidae. The transcript has 2 exons. The record is from RefSeq and is a predicted model, not a curated record.